AUGGGGUGCCACGGAGCGAUCGCGUCGGGCGCGAUCGCGGCCCAUCCGGCGAACAUCACGACGAGGAGAGUGUCCGGAACGAGGUCCGGCGGGAGGGCCGCGGCGUUCGCAUCGCCUCCCGGCUUCCUCGCGGUCGGGGCUGAGAAACAUGCCGACGUGGCUUGGCGCGCCGACGCGGCCAGGUUCCCGCGCGCCGCCCCCGUCGCCGCGGAGAGGAGCGGGAACGUCGGGACGAUGCGGGCGAUGAAAGGGGGGCUCGCGGCGGCCAUCGCCGCCGCCGCUCUCUCCCUCAACCCCGCGCUCGCGCUGGCCGAGGACGCGCCAGUGGCCUCAUCGCCCCUCGAGCAGCAAGCCGCUCCGUCGCCGGCGCCGGCGGAUGCGCUCGCGGCGGAGACGGUCGUCGCGCCCGAGCCCGGCGCGGCGGCGACCUCGAAGGAGCCGCCGUCGGUCCCGUCGGGCACGUACCCGCUGGCAUCCUCGGCGCCCUUACCGUCGGAGCUCAAGAAGAUGGAGAAGGACGCCGCGAAGGAAGGGUCCGGCAAGGACGGUUCCAAGGAGGCGGGCAAGGAGAAGGACGGCAAGAAGCAGAGCAAGGCGGCGAGGCUCGAGGAGCUCAAUCAGCUGCGGCUGGAGCUCGACCUGAAAGAGAUUGAGGUGCGAGAGAAGACCCAGGAGCUGGUGAAGCAGGAGCAGACGUCGGCAAUCAUCCAGGAGGAACUCGAGUUGGCGAGGAAGCUCAACGCGAUCCUGCAGCAAGAGCUCGACAGGGUGAAGGAGGAGACCAAGCUGGCGUCGGGCCUGUGCGCGCAGGUUGGCGGGUUCUGA
This is a messenger RNA of Micromonas commoda, 825 nucleotides long. RefSeq lists its product with no specific name. The transcript has a single exon. The record is from RefSeq and is a predicted model, not a curated record. NCBI's taxonomy places the organism in Eukaryota, Viridiplantae, Chlorophyta, Mamiellophyceae, Mamiellales, Mamiellaceae. Bases 1 to 825 code for a protein of 274 amino acids.